UUUUUUUUUUUUUUUUUUUUUUUUCCAGGCUGAGAAAAAAGACGGAGAAAUGUUAGAAGCUCUUAUGGAUCGAGAAGAGGAUCGUUGCUUUGGACGAAAAUGCGAGCAUUCAGAAGAAUGUUGCAAGGGUGCAGCAUGCGUAGAUAUAGAAGGAGCUUCAGGCACUUGUUUACCCAUCUUCCGCAAAGUUUCCUAUCAGCCUUGCAAAGAAGAUUCAGAAUGUGGAUCUGGUCUCAUCUGUGCGGAUUCUGGUACUGCUGGACCUCUCAAAACUUGCCAAUUAGAAGAAAGAUCCAUCAAAAAGAAGACACUUCGAAAUUUAGGAGAAGAGUGCACAACAAGUGAGGAAUGCAAAAACUCUGAAGGGGAAUGUUGUCAUAAUUCUGGAUUCCCUUUUUAUAGAUCUUCUUGCCAACUAUAUUUUGACACGUAUGAUUGCAUUGGACCCGUAUCUCCUGAUGCUAAACCGGCACCUAUGUCAUAUUUUGAUCCUCUUAAUCAGCCCAGAUUAGGUUAAAAUUUCAACAUUCUUUCCCUUAUUAAAACUGUGUUACGACAAGAAUAACGACUAGAAAACGCGAACACUUAUCUAUUUUUAGACUAUCUUUCAAUUUAUAAGUGUAAACAAUAAAGAAACAAUAAAGAAAACAUAACGCUGAAAAAAUAAAUGAUAUACAUAUUACAUGAAUGGAUGUUUGAUUACAUUACGGAUGUAAAGAAUUAAUAAAUAUUUUGUCAGUGUCGA
This is a messenger RNA of Stegodyphus dumicola, 745 nucleotides long. RefSeq names its product space blanket (gene spab). NCBI's taxonomy places the organism in Eukaryota, Metazoa, Arthropoda, Arachnida, Araneae, Eresidae. The record is from RefSeq and is a predicted model, not a curated record.